Messenger RNA from Sesamum indicum (sesame), 706 nucleotides. RefSeq names its product histone H2A 7 (gene HTA7). Gene Ontology annotation, molecular function: protein heterodimerization activity; structural constituent of chromatin; DNA binding. The record is from RefSeq and is a predicted model, not a curated record. NCBI's taxonomy places the organism in Eukaryota, Viridiplantae, Streptophyta, Magnoliopsida, Lamiales, Pedaliaceae. Gene Ontology annotation, cellular component: nucleosome.
CCCGCGGAUCAGUAUAAAUUCAUUGCUGCCAGUGGGUUUUUCCACCUUCACCUCAAGUCCUGAUAAAUUUCUGUGCCCAAAUCUCUCUGAAGGUAAAAAGAUUACUGAAAUGGAGAGUGUGAAGACGACAGCGAUCAAGGGCGCCGGCGGAAGGAGAGGCGGCGAGAGGAAGAAGGCGAUACCAAAAUCCGUGAAGGCGGGCCUCCAGUUUCCCGUGGGUCGGAUUGCUCGGUUCCUGAAAAAGGGUCGGUACGCGCAGCGCAUGGGCAUCGGAGCUCCCAUCUACAUGGCCGCCGUCCUGGAAUACCUCGCUGCUGAGGUCCUGGAGUUGGCUGGAAAUGCAGCGAGGGACAACAAGAAAACCAGGAUCAUCCCGAGGCACGUGCAGUUGGCGAUCAGAAACGACGAAGAGUUGGGGAAAUUGCUACAAGGGGUCACCAUUGCAAGCGGUGGAGUUUUGCCCAACAUCAAUCCCGUGCUUUUACCAAAGAAAUCUGCAGUUUCACAGGAUAAAGGCUCGCAGAGCAAAUCUCCAAAGAAGGCAUAACAUUCUGCUGUCUCUCCCCUUCUCCUUCUCUUGGGCACUUGGCCAUUUUCAUCUGGCCCAGCCUUUCUCAUUGUCUUUCUUGUUUGUUUAGGAACAGAUGUAGCCAUGGAAGUAAAUAAUCUCAUAAAUAAUAGAAAGUUGCAUUUAUUUUCUUGGUAA